Molecule: messenger RNA, 539 nt
Organism: Olea europaea var. sylvestris
Lineage: Eukaryota; Viridiplantae; Streptophyta; Magnoliopsida; Lamiales; Oleaceae
Product: BAG-associated GRAM protein 1-like
Exons: 3
Coding region: 243-539 (98 amino acids)
Source: RefSeq, a predicted model, not a curated record
AUACGUUACAAUUACGUUCUCCUCGAUUCUCCCUCCCUUGGACACUCCGAGACACUCGUAAACACACUUGCGUAUACAGUAAAGCGUAUGGUCUGUUUAUUGUGUAAUACGAUUUUCGUAAUCAAAGUAUAAAGUAAAAACCAGCAUUUCAAUCUUCUCGAUCAUAGUAUCGUACACAAUCUUCUUGAUGUUCUUCUGCAGUUUCUAAUUGUACAUUCACAAAUUCAAAUAAUUUUAAAGAAAUGAGUGUGGUGGAAAUGGCGACGGAGUGCCUGGUGCCGUCGUGGUGGGAGGUGCAUGUCUCGGUGGCAGCCGCGGCCUUCGUGGUGGCGGCAUACUGGUUCUUCACUCUCGCUGGCGAUGGCGAUCGGAUAAGAGUAGAAAGUUCGUGUGGCAAGUCGGAUGUAAUUGAUGACAAAGACAAGAUGAGCCAGUUUAGAGGAGACCAUCUAACUUUUUCUGCAUAUAUGAUUAAGGUGGAACUGUUAGCAGCUAAGAAUCUAAUUGGUGCAAGCUUGAAGCCUCAUACGAACUCUUGA